AUGACGGAGGCUGCACUUGUUCCCACUCCCACUGUCCCUGUUCCCAGUGCCAAGGCUGCCGCCAAGAAGCAGGAGGAGGCAGUGAGUGUCUCCAAAGCCUGCAAGCCUGUGGGGCCCAGAGUCACAGAGCUGAUCACCAACCCUGUGUCUGUCUCCAAGGUGCUCAAGAGGCUCUCCUUCACUGCACUGAAGAAGGUGCUGGCCGUGGGCCACUAUGAUGUGAAGAACAUCAGACAUAUCAAGCUGGGGCUCAAGAAACUCGUCAGCAAGGGCACCCUGGUGCAGACCAAGGGCACUGGCACCUCCAGCUCUUUCAAGCUGAACAAGAACCUGGAUGAGACAAAAGAAAAGGCAAUGAAGAAAAAGUCAGCAGCCAAGCCCAAGAAGUCUGUGGCCAAGAAGCCCAAGAAAGUGGCGGUAGUGAAGAAGAGCCCCAAGAAGGUGAAGAAGCUGGCAGCCACAGCAGCCAGGAAAGCAGCCAAGAGUCACAAGAAAGCCAAAAAGGCAGGCAGCCCCAAAAAGGCAGGAUACCCCAAGAAGGCAGCCAAGGGCUCGGCUAAAGCAAAAGUGGUGAAGCCCAAAGUAGGAAAGCCUAAGACAGCCAAACCCAAAGUGGCCAAGGCAAAGAAGGAAGUACCAAAAAAGAAGUAA
Messenger RNA from Catharus ustulatus (Swainson's thrush), 651 nucleotides. Its product is annotated as histone H1-like. Gene Ontology annotation, molecular function: structural constituent of chromatin; DNA binding. The transcript has a single exon. The record is from RefSeq and is a predicted model, not a curated record. Gene Ontology annotation, biological process: nucleosome assembly. Gene Ontology annotation, cellular component: nucleosome. Lineage: Eukaryota; Metazoa; Chordata; Aves; Passeriformes; Turdidae. The coding region runs from base 1 to 651 and encodes 216 amino acids.